Molecule: messenger RNA, 1764 nt
Organism: Salarias fasciatus (jewelled blenny)
Lineage: Eukaryota; Metazoa; Chordata; Actinopteri; Blenniiformes; Blenniidae
Product: alpha-(1,3)-fucosyltransferase 4-like
Exons: 1
Coding region: 71-1174 (367 amino acids)
Cellular component (GO): membrane
Molecular function (GO): alpha-(1->3)-fucosyltransferase activity
Source: RefSeq, a predicted model, not a curated record
ACCAACAUUAAAGACGGGAGCUUGCUUGGUACCGGCUGGCUGCUCUGUGCUCGCAGGCGACAGGGCAAACAUGCGUUCAGAUUUGUCCCUCAUCAAGAACUCUGCUUUUAAAGGGAUUUACUCUUUGGUCGGAUUGGCAGCAGUGAAUUUUCUGUUGCUUCCAGGAAUCUGCCUCCUCCACCUGUCGGAUGUGUCAAAUGCUGAGCCAUCUGUCCCUGUUUCAGAGGACAACAACACAGAAAUACUACUCCUGGUCUGGCACUACAGAAAAAGAAAUCCUUGUGAUUGCUGGGAAAAGUUUCGGAUCAGUGGGUGUACAAUCACUGAAGACAGGAGCAUGUACAACAAGGCUGAUGCUGUGGUCAUGUGGCACCAGGAUCAUCAAACCAUUUCGAAUGUUAAAGCUCGGUUGCCUCCAGAGCCACGACCACCUGCGCAAAAGUGGAUAUGGGGCAACUUUGAGUCUCCCACAAAUGUUAAGCGACUGUGGAAAUUUGAAGGUAUUUACAACCUCACACUGAACUACCGAGAAGACUCUGAUAUCUUUCUGCCUGUUGGGUAUUUAAUACCAAAUGUGUUAUUAGAUAAAGUUCCUCAGGCCAGUCUUGCACAUCGGCUCAACUCUUCCUCGGAUCCUCGUCCUGGCUUUGUGGCCUGGGUGGUCAGCCACUGGGAAAAUCGUUUGGAGCGUGUGCGCUUCUACAAACUUCUUAAGAAUCACAUCAAAAUCGACGUGUUUGGGCAUGCAGGGACCAGAACCUUACCAAAAGGCAGGGACAGUGUGGUUCAAAUGAUCAGACAGUACCGGUUCUACCUGGCCUUCGAGAACUCUCAGCAUACCGACUACAUCACAGAGAAGCUGUGGAACGCGGUGCAGGGCGGCGCCAUCCCGGUGGUUCUGGGUCCAUCCAGGAAGAACUACGAGCGCUGCCUGCCCCCCGAGGCCUUCAUCCACGUUGAUGACUUCCCCACAGUGCAGGAGCUGGCCCUGUACCUGCGAAAGGUGAAGGACAGUCCAUCUCUGAUCCAGAUGCACCUCAGCUGGAGGAAAGACUACAGCCUGUACAUAAAGUUCAUGUGGGGUGAACCGUACUGUAGAGCCUGCCAGGCAUUGAAAAUGAGGAAAGGCAAGAUUGAUGUGGUCAAAAACCUUACAGCAUGGUUUUAUCCAUGAUAUCUCAUGAAAAACUAAAGAGUAUUUAGGAUUCCAUGUAACAUGAUGUGCUUUUAAUAAGAUUUUGUUGUUUGGCGGGUUGAAUUGCUAAACUAAUAAACAAAGAUAAAUAUUUUCACUGUGUUUUUUAAUGCUAAAUUUCUAAAAAUACUGCUCUACUUAAGAUUCCACAGCGGUGUGUAGUAUUUUGUACUUUUGCAUAAUUGUUGAUUGUUUUAUCUGAAAUUUCCAUUCAUUUAUUGUAAUGUAUCCUCUUGUUGUAGCGGUCGUGGGGGCCGCUGAGUAUCGCUGCAUGGGGCAGCCUGCUCCGGAGAGCCGCAAGGCAUUGUGGGAGGGACUUAUUUUGGACAUUUGGGGGCUUAUUUGAUGGGCUAUUUGAGUUGCUGGUGUUAUGUUCGUGCCUAUUUGUGCUAUUUAGUUCUGCUUCUCUUAUCUGUUAAUUUUGUUGGGGCAUCUUCUGUUUUUCAUUGUGGUCUCACCUUGAGUGAGAGGGAUCGCAGGGGAAAUGACCUGGGCCUGUGUGCCACUGUUUGAGAGUGCUUGUUUAGAGUGUUUGUUUAGAGUGCUUGGUGACUUGUCACAAUAAAAGC